Nestor notabilis (Kea) is the source of this 771-nucleotide messenger RNA. RefSeq names its product U11/U12 small nuclear ribonucleoprotein 35 kDa protein-like. The record is from RefSeq and is a predicted model, not a curated record. NCBI's taxonomy places the organism in Eukaryota, Metazoa, Chordata, Aves, Psittaciformes, Psittacidae. Gene Ontology annotation, molecular function: snRNA binding; mRNA binding. Gene Ontology annotation, cellular component: precatalytic spliceosome; U12-type spliceosomal complex. Gene Ontology annotation, biological process: mRNA splicing, via spliceosome.
AUGAACGACUGGGCCCCCAUCGCAAAGGAGUAUGACCCGCUCAAAGCCGGCAGCAUUGAUGGCACGGAUGAGGAGCCCCAUGACCGUGCCAUUUGGAGGGCUAUGCUGGCACGCUACGUACCCAACAAGGGAGUUACAGGAGAUCCGCACCUCACCCUCUUCGUAGCAAGGCUCAAUCUUCAGACAACAGAAGAGAAGUUAAAGGAGGUGUUUUCCCGCUAUGGAGACAUCAGAAAGAUCCGUCUGGUUCGAGAUCUGGUGACAGGGUUUUCCAAGGGAUAUGCAUUUAUUGAGUACAAAGAGGAGCGAGCUCUCUUGAAGGCCCACAGAGACGCCAACAGGCUGGUUAUUGAUCAGCACGAGAUCUUUGUGGACUUUGAACUGGAAAGAACUCUCAAAGGAUGGAUUCCUCGGAGGCUUGGAGGUGGUUUUGGAGGCAAGAAGGAAUCCGGGCAGCUACGGUUCGGAGGACGGGACAGACCUUUCCGAAAGCCCAUCAAUUUGCCAAACAUGAAAAGUGAUUUCUAUGGAGAAGGAUCAGCAGAGAAAAGAAACUGGUCUCGUGAGGGAUCAAGGGACUGGAGAACAAGAGACCGAGACCACGAAAGGAGCAGAGACAAGCGGUGGCCAGAAAGGGAGCGGUCGUGGACGUGGGGUGAAAGCGAGAGGGACUCCAAAGAGGACAGGAGCAGAGGGAGGGAGAGGAAGGACAGAGACCGAAGCAGGGAAAGAUAGAGCAAGAAACAAAGAGAUGAUGACAAGCACCGGUAG